Salarias fasciatus (jewelled blenny) is the source of this 1858-nucleotide messenger RNA. RefSeq names its product metadherin a (gene mtdha). Gene Ontology annotation, molecular function: transcription coregulator activity. NCBI's taxonomy places the organism in Eukaryota, Metazoa, Chordata, Actinopteri, Blenniiformes, Blenniidae. The coding region runs from base 39 to 1520 and encodes 493 amino acids. The transcript has 12 exons. The record is from RefSeq and is a predicted model, not a curated record. Gene Ontology annotation, biological process: negative regulation of apoptotic process; regulation of transcription by RNA polymerase II; positive regulation of angiogenesis. Gene Ontology annotation, cellular component: nucleus.
AUGAAAGCUAGCUGCUGGUGUUUACGUGUUCUGGGAAGAUGGCCGGAGACGUGCGGGGUUUCGCUCUGGAGAAAGCCGAGGUGCUCUCCGGCCGCCUGAAAGAGCUCCUGUCCUCGGGACAGGGAUACGUGCGGGCUCAGUUCGGGGUGGACCUGGGCCUGGAGCCGGAGCUGUACCCGACCUGGGUGGUCCUGUCCACGGCCGCGGCGGGGCUGCUGCUGCUGCUCGCGCUGUCCUGGGCCGCCGUCUGCGGCGGGCGGCUCGCCGGGAAAAGGCGGGGAUCCCCGGACACCCGGAGCGAGCCGGCGAAGGCCGACCCUGGGAAGACGAGCAAAGCCGAGGAGCCGAAGAAGAGGAACAAAAAGAAAAGCGUCGAAAAGAAGGCUCAGUCCAAUGGUCAGCCUGUGACAGUGGCUCAAGGCGAGGUUAAAGAGACCGAGAGGGUUUCCAAACCACCACCACAGAUCAAAACACAGAAGGUGCAUGAGGCGCUGGCUCCAGCGCAGGUGAAAAAGAACAAGAAGAAGGCCAAAGCAGCGGAGGUGAAACCAGUUCAGCAUGUGGCUCCAUCCGACGGGAAGGAACUUGAUGAUGGUGCGUGGGAGACGAAGGUCAGUAACCGAGAAAAGAGGCAGCAGCGAAGGAAAGACAAAAGCUCUGAGGACUCCGGUAGUCCGGGAGGCGUGGAAGCCCCCAAAACCCACGUGGAGGCACCAGCAGCCGCCCUGCCGACCAGGAGGAACAGAGGAAAUCAUGAGUCUCUACAUGCAAGGGCGGCUGGAAAGAGAGACACAUCUGUGACCUCCAGCUGGAGGGACGAGCCCACCGGCAACGGUCCAGGCUGGACUGAUAUUUCUAUGAAGAUCUCAGCUAAGAUGGGCGCUAUGGAAGGAACCAAGUGGAGUGGCAUCCCGGCAGCUGGACACUACCGGCCCCAGUCUGAAGCCCAGCCCUGGGCACAGGAGGCACAAGCCUGGAGUGGCGUGGACGCCCGGAUGAAGCCUGACCUCACGCCCGUGACCUUCUCCAUGCUGGGACUCAACACCACCGAUCCGAUAUCAAAUUCACUUGAGCUGCAGUGGGCGAGCCGCCCCGUCGACGACGAAUGGUCCGGAUUCAAUGGGAUUGCGUCGAUGGACCCCAGCUCAGACUGGAACGCUCCAGCAGAGCACUGGGGGAACUAUGAAGCGCCUCCGGCUUUGGUCUCACCAGCUCCUCUGCCGAAGGAACAACCUGCUCCCAACAAGGUAUCAGAAGAUGAGAAGGACAACGGGGAUCCAUCUGGAGGAGCGGCUAAGUCUAAAAAGAAGCGGAAAAAGAAGAAGACAGCAGAAGAGGAGGCUGAUAUUAAGAUGGUGAACCCUGCACCUCCAGGUCCUGCAGCACUCAAACCCCAGGAGCUUCCUGUGCUGUCCUCCAAAAAGCAGAAUACCAUCAUAUCCUCCACUCAGAAGAAGUCGGAGCCGACUGCAGAGCCUCCCAAACCCUCCGGGAAGAAAAAGGCUCGAAAGGAAACAUGAAGUCGCAUCAAAGGUCCAGACUAAGCAUAUAUAUGCAAAUGAUUGUUAAAUGAUUGUCACAUGCAAUAAAAUUCCAGGUACACAGUUUAUUUUAUCAUUUCCAGAAACAAAAAGUAAAACAAGCAGCAGAUAUCACCUGCUUGGAUAAACGUAGAGGUGAAAUGUGGUCCUAUGGACUGAAAAUAAUUUGCACUAUUUGCUAACGCAGCAACAGGAGCGGAGUGUCCGGCGGGGUGAACUUAUAAAGGAGGUAUAUGUUUAAUAGCAUCAAAAGUGUUUGUUUUCCUCCUCCAAGAGUGUAUGUAGUACUUUACCCAAAAAUACAAAACGGGUUUCAA